UAACACAGCAUUCCCAGAGCCCUUGAAGGACUGAAGAUUAUCAGUGAACAUCCAGCAACUUCAAAGACUAAGGAAAACUACCCUAACUUCGCUGAAGUCACAGAAGAAACGUUUUUGGUAAACUACAGUCGCUAUCUUCACCAAUGAGCAGUCAGACCAGCAUCAGGGAGGUGGCCUCUCCAUCUCGGCCCAAUCAGAGGACAUUUCUGGAUGAUGUCAUAUUAACGUUCACCUCACCAAUGGCCUGGCUGAUGGUCAUGGCCCUUAUCAUCACGUGGUCAGCAGUGGCUAUCGUUUUGUUUGAUCUGCUCGAUUAUAAAACUCUGGCAGACUACACCUCAUACUGUGACGACCCCGUGUGUUUACCUCCUGGCCUCCCUCCCCCUGCCGCCAUUGCGAAGAGAAGUAUGAGGACUAGAGGUGGAGUUCGUCCAAUAAAAUCAAGCUCUGUUGGAGUCUCACCUCAGGAGAGCACUGAGUGGCUGGAAAUGAUGUGGGCAUUUGCAGCCAGUCUGGUAGCUCCUGAUGAGGAGGAGGAAGGUAUUCAUCAUCUAACCGAAAGCCUCACAUCUUUCCACUCAGAGGAACUCUGAAGGGCAGGAAGUGGAAAAGGACCAGAGCUGGAGGAGAGAGGACAGAAAGGUUGAGACGGCUGUUACAGUGUUGCACAUUAAAUCGCAGUAAUGUUUUUUCUGUCUGUUGUUGAGCGGUAACUGAUGAUUUAAUUUGAUGAAUAAAAGAUUCCAAAUUGAAA
This is a messenger RNA of Pundamilia nyererei, 754 nucleotides long. It is a transcript of the gene trdn, whose product is annotated as triadin. Gene Ontology annotation, cellular component: membrane; sarcoplasmic reticulum. NCBI's taxonomy places the organism in Eukaryota, Metazoa, Chordata, Actinopteri, Cichliformes, Cichlidae. Gene Ontology annotation, molecular function: signaling receptor binding. The transcript is spliced from 7 exons. The coding region runs from base 144 to 593 and encodes 149 amino acids. The record is from RefSeq and is a predicted model, not a curated record.